CUCUUUGGAAUCUUUCUCUUUCUCUUUCUCUUUCUCUUUCUUAUCUUCACAAAGUCACACUUGGCCAUGGGUAUGGAGUGUCAGUUUCCUUUCACGUGCUCUCUCCUCCACGAAAUCUUCGAUUUCCCUCUCCUCUCCAUUAUUAUUUCUUCUCUAAUCACUCUCACCCACACUCCACAUAGACAGCCAUGCAUAUGCAUCUCCUUCUUUCCAACCACUCAUGACCUCAAACCACUCUCCAAUGGCUGCUCUACUCAAAUCCACCAGAUAUUCAUGCGCUAUUUGCAUAAUCAUUCUCGGAUUGCUGUGUAUGAAAGGUGAUUGCGAUGGUUCACAGCUUUUUAUCAAGUUACUGAACACGCCUGAACCAAUCUCCAAUCUUAACUCGCCUACAUUUGCUUUCCAAGUUGGUAAUGCCGACUCUUCUUCUUGCUCCAAUUGUACCUCUAGCUGCAAGCUCGAUGAUCUUCCGGCAUCGAAUUGUUCAACGGGAGAAGUUUCUUACACUAAAUUACAAGACGGAAACCAUACAUUCGAGGUGUGCAGCAACAACGGAUCUAAUCAGCUUCGUUGUGCUUCCUAUAACUGGACAGUCGAUACUGUUCCCCCAACGGCAUCUGUUGCAGCAGCAUCAUCAUUCACAAACGCUUGGAACGCUACCGUGUAUAUAUCCUUCUCCGAACCCUGCGGCGGCGUUGGUGGUGGUUUUAGAUGUUUGUCCGCCAAUGAGUGCAGCCUUCUAGUUUAUGGUGCUGGGCAAGUCAUUCCAAAGACGCUAAAAACCAUCAAGCCAAAUCUCAAAUAUUCCAUUUUAGUAAAUUUGUCUCCAAUCGUUGAAUAUGGAAGAGUCGUGUUAGUAACAGAUAAAGGUUUCUGUACUGAUGCAGCUGGAAAUCAAUUUACACGCACAGCUAAUUCCAGUUUCUUUCUUCAUUUUGAUAGAAGAAGUGUAUAUGUUGACAUGAGGACUCAUAUACCCGAGCAACUACUUCAGCUCGAUAACAGUGUUAGAUCUGUUCAAGCAACUAACAAACAAAAAAACUUGAAGUUAUAUCUAUAUUUCACUGAGCCUAUAGUCAACACAUCGACACAAGUAUUGAAAUCUCUUCAAAUUAGUGAAGGAUCUCUUGUUUCAGCCACUGGGAAUAAUGACAGCCUUGGAAACAGAAGAUUUGGGUUUCAACUUGUAAAUAUUUCCGAUAUUGCCAUUGUCACUGCAAGACUGGAUUUGGGAUUAGUUUUCAGCAGACAAGGCACCCCGGUUUCUCCCAUCGCACCGGUUACUUUUCUUUUUGAUUCUCAAAGGCCUCAUGUGAGGUUAAGUACCACGAGUCAUAUGAGGACACGACAAGAGCAUAUUCCGGUGACCAUAAAGUUUAUGAAACCGGUUUUCAGUUUUAAUUCGUCUCACUUAUCUAUUUCUGGAGGAGUGAUGCAAGGAUUUCGAGAAAUAAGUAAGAGUGUUUACUCACUCGAGAUUCAACCAGUUGAAGACAUGGUGUUGGUGCAAGUUCCUGAAAAUGUAACUACAGAUGUAGCCGGAAACAAAAAUCUAGCAUCGAAUACAUUACAAUUAUUACACUAUUCUAUACCCUGUGCAUCCUUGGCGCUUUCUUGCACGGCAACAGCUGCUUUUGUGUUGACUGCCGUGGUUGCAACCGUUCUCACCAUUUCCACCGCUUCCCUCCAAAAUUACGGAGCAUUUGCAACUCCGUCUCCUUUAUUAACUUCAAGUCCCGCAAGAAUUCUUUUUCGAAUUGUGUGCCACAUUCAAGUCUUUGCGUUAUCUGGAUGGCUAGCUGUUCCUUUGCCAAUCGAGUAUAGUGAAUUUGUGAAGGGUCUAAGAUGGAGUAUACCCUACUUCAAACUCCCAUGGGAAACUGAAUACGUUCAGCCAGUUUGGCCUACAAAUCCACAUUCAUAUAAUCCUACAACCUACAAUUCUGCAUCUCAAAGUAUGCAACUUAAAGCCACGACUGGAGAAAAACCCGACUCAGUAUACGGAUUGCCACUCACCGCAAUGGAGUAUAAGUCAUUUUUUGAGAGCCAAAAUGCGAUACCUGAGGCCGAAUACAUUAUGGAUCCCAAUGAUUCCAAUGGGUGGAAGGAUUUCAAUCGGAGCAUGUUUUGGCUAGCGAUCAUCAGUGGAGGCUUGAUUAUUCUGCAUAUACUGAUCCUUCUUUUACUAAAACUUAAAAAGAAGAAAGAAAAAGAAAACAAUUACAUCUCAAUCGUAUUCCCAAGAUUUGAAAUGUUUCUAGUCAUUCUUGCAGUCCCUUGUGUUUCUGCAGCUUCAGCAGCUCUACUCAAAGGUGGAUCAGCUUCAGGGGAUUUCAGUGGGCGUUCUUCUAUUAGGAUCCGUGUUUUUCCUAAUACUCGCAUUGUUUCUGUUCCUUUCUGUGGGAAUAUCAUUCGGGAAGUUACUUCAAUACAAAGAAGUUCAUCAAGAAGAUCAAGAUAUCCACUGGUAUCAAUCACUAGUGAAGAGGGUCCACCCAAAUACAUGCUCUCUCAAAUCACCGGAGGAGUGGAUUAUCGCACAACCGGAGGCAGUAUCAUCGCAUCAGACGAUGAAAACGAAGACGCAGAAGCACCGUUUGUCCAAAAGAAGCCGUUCAUUAAGAAGAAGGUUCAAUUGGUGGAGAUAAUUUCCGUUUCGAGUCAACUUGCGAUUUUUGCGAUCUGUUUGGUUCUUUUGAGGAACGAUUUUUCUAUACACGAACAGAUGAAGAUCGGGAUCGCCAUGCUUUGCUUGUUCUUGUUCGCUUUCGUGGCGCAGAUUCUGAACGAAUGGAACGCUUUGAUCUGUCAGUUAAAAACAGCUUGA
Lactuca virosa is the source of this 2827-nucleotide messenger RNA. The record is from the annotation of a GenBank genome assembly. NCBI's taxonomy places the organism in Eukaryota, Viridiplantae, Streptophyta, Magnoliopsida, Asterales, Asteraceae.